ACAUUCACCCCCCCCACACUGCUGCAUCAGUCGUGCGUCUGCUGGUGUUUUUUUUUUUUGUUCACGUGAAAUGUUAUUUUGUUUUCGUCAAGAAAAACAAAAAACAUAAAAAAAAAAAAAAAUGAGUUAUUUCUAUAAAUUUAAAAUCUCUGCUUGAGUUCUUUGCAAUAAUUUUCCCUGCAGCACGCGGUAGUGUUGGUCGUUGAAGAAUGGACGCGGACGUAUCGAAAAGGUGAAAUGAGUUGAUAAUGGAUUUUCAGCUUUGGUUAUUUGGUGACUAUUUCUGCUGUUAUCUUUGAAACUUAUGUUUUGAUCUUUACCUUUUGUUUUAUUUGUUAUCCUUUGUUCAAUCAAUUAUAUUAUCCUUAUUCGGCUAGCUCAAAUAUUUUUUUUUCCCAAUGGCGGAUCAGUUAAAUGAAACUAGCACUACAACCUCUAAUCAUGGUGAUACCUGGUCAAGUACUACAAAGAUACCAGCAGAUAGUGAUGUUCCUGAUAAUGUCCCUAAUGGUCAAGAAACUCAUAGUUUUGCUGAUCUAUUGAGUACUGCAUUCACAGCCACUGGACCUGUACCUAGUCCACCAGCAGAUACAGAAUCAAACAUGCAGUUAGGGAAUGAAAUGGAUUAUGACCCAUUAUUUGCUGAAGGAAGUGAUUUAGAGACUGAAGAUACACCUCAAGAGUUUUCUCCUUUAAACUCUGAUAUAUGGCGGUAUGGAAAUACCCUUAUAGAGACACCUUGGUCUGUUCCGCGUACAGACGAUUCAUCCAGUCGAACUGUCAAUCAUCCAGUCCCAUCUACUCAGUCGUCUGAAAUGGGAAGAAAAAGAUCAUUAUUGUCCGGUGAUAACAAUUUACGAAUGAAAACUGGUAAACCUGAUACAAAUCGUCCAUUAACUUAUCCCCGACAUCAUCAAAUGUCUAACCGAAUGUAUAGACCACAACGUUUUGGUCCAGAUCAAAUGUCUUCAUCUGCAUAUACAUCUAUUAAUAAUCAAGGAAAUUAUAAAUAUACACAACGACCACAUUCUCAGAUACAUACUACUACAGCUCCAAGUGAUCAUUCUAUAGCAAGUUCUUCAAAUCAAACUAGAAUGAUAAAUCCUCAAACAUCAUCUGCUAAUGAAUUUCCUGUUUAUGGUACGGGAACUUCACAACCCAUUCGUUAUAGUAGUAAUGAUCCUCGUAUUAGACCUGAAUGGACAAAUGUGAUGGAUGCUGAUGAUGAAGAUAGUGGAAUAGAAUUAGUAACAGUCAACAACUAUCAACAAAGAAAUAUUAAUCAACUUCCAACUGGUCCACCCAUAGUAGAUUUAACUCAAGAAUCUGAAGAGAUUGCUGAUCCUUUGAUGAAUCAUUCAGGAAGAACACCUCAAGCUGAUAUAUCAAUGGGCCAUACAAUGUAUAACCGUUACCCAAUAAUUCAACCACAACGACAAUAUGUUGGUCAUUCUAGCUUGCGUUCUGUGCCUAAUUACAAUCAGCAAUUUCCUCCUAAUCCGUCCCCUCUUUAUCGAAAUGAUGUAAUUUUCAUGGACCAACCUCCUCAAGCUCCUUGUGUACACUCAACACACCCACCACCAGGAACUCCUGGAUGGCCACCUCUUUGCAAUCAGUGUCAUAAUACUUCAAGGGUUGUUUUUGGAAUGGGUAGUCAUAUACAUCCAGCACACCACCACCAUCAUGGUAUGAUGGCUACACAUCCAAUUCCUCCAUGUGUACCUUCAAAUGUACCUUUAUAUCAUCAAAGACUAUGGUACAAUCAACAUAGAAUACAAGAAAUGCAGAGAAGAAGAAUGGAUAUGAUGAAUGGUUCUGUGCGAUCAAUAAGAAGUAUACCACCAGUUUCAUGUAUGCAGGGAUAUCAACAACCUCCUCAAGCAACACCUGUUCAUCCAUCAAUCCAAACAAUUCAUACUGUGUUGCCCUCACCUCAACAACCAAAUGUGUUCAGCCGACCAGAAGUUAUUACUUCACGUAGGCUUGGUCCUACUGCCGUUAUUACCUUAUCUCCUCCAACUGAUGGAAUAGAACAAGUACCUCCAUCUUCAUUACAGACAGAAAUUGUGGUCCAAAGUGGUUCUUCAAGCGACGGUAGUCAUCCUCAUAUUCAUCAUUAUUAUAAUUAUCAUCCUCCUGGUCGAAUGCACCAUGUACGCAUUAGUAUUGGAGCGCCGUCAGGCACUAUUGUUAAUGCAACUCCGGGCUCAACAAUACCAUCCCAGCCAAAUGCUGAUAUACCUCAAAUACCACCACAAAUAGGAGCAUUACCCAUGUUAACACGACACUUAUCGUAUCGACUAGAAGAUUACUUACGAUUAAUGGAACAACGUCGUAUUCACAUGAUGAACCGUGGUGCCUCUAAAGACACAAUAGAAAAGAAUACUUUUCCUCAUAAAUAUAAACGUAUUAAGAGAUCUUCAGAUGAAAUGGAAGAUAACACGGAGAAGUGUACUAUUUGUCUUUCAGAUUUUGAGGAUACUGAAGAUGUAAGGCGUUUACCGUGCAUGCAUCUGUUUCAUAUUGAGUGUAUAGAUCAAUGGUUGUCAUCUAACAAGCGAUGUCCAAUAUGUCGUGUAGACAUUGAAACCAAAGAAACUAAGGAUGCUGCCUCUGGCUCACCUUUAUCAUCUGAAAAUCCAUUUAUUGUACCGACUUGACACGAAGAACUGGUGGUUUUACCACCAGCUAACUCGUGUUCCACCUCUUCCUCUUGAAUCAUGUGUAAAAAAGAAAGAGGGAGGAAAUGAUUGUUUUGCUGUAAUAGUAUUCCACUGCUAAAUAUUAUACUUCUAAAGGUUUUAUUGUAACCAUUAAAUUAAAUUUGUUACCCUCACCAUACACACUUUAGGGUCUUGCGUGUGAUAAAAUAUGAAAGAAAAAAAUCAAUCACACUAGUGUGCGCGAGCUUUUCCAUUCAUAAUGUGAUAAUUUUUUCGUUUUUUUUUUUAAGCAUUUUGCAUGUUUUCGUUUUUGGUAGAACUUAUAACUUAUGUGUUUUAUCUGUCGUGCAAUUAAUUCUCCCUACUCCUUUGCCCUUUUUUAAAGAAGCGUGAUGGGCA
Molecule: messenger RNA, 3062 nt
Organism: Sipha flava (yellow sugarcane aphid)
Lineage: Eukaryota; Metazoa; Arthropoda; Insecta; Hemiptera; Aphididae
Product: E3 ubiquitin-protein ligase arkadia-like
Exons: 12
Coding region: 399-2660 (753 amino acids)
Molecular function (GO): ubiquitin protein ligase activity
Source: RefSeq, a predicted model, not a curated record